This is a messenger RNA of Acanthoscelides obtectus, 1955 nucleotides long. NCBI's taxonomy places the organism in Eukaryota, Metazoa, Arthropoda, Insecta, Coleoptera, Chrysomelidae. The record is from the annotation of a GenBank genome assembly.
GUGUUUCGUGCUGUUGAUUUUGUGUUAUCCGUUUUGUAACCUUUAUAUUAUAUAUUGAAUUCUUUUGAACAUUACAACAAAAUGUCGGUAAAAAAGUGUCUGAUUAAAGUGUGUUCAAACACAAGUAUUAAUUCGCCUGAUAAAAUAUUCUUAUCAGUUCCGAUAGAUCUUGACACGAGGAUUAUUUGGUACCAGGCUGCAAGUGUUGAAGGUCCCAUUCCUACCACUAUGUUAUACUGUUGUGAAGAUCAUUUUGAUUUGGCAGAUGAUGCAGAAAACUGGCAAUAUUACAAGACAAUUAAGUCCACCAUCAAAAAAGAGGAAAACUGAGAUGUUAGAAACAUUAGGAAAAAAGCUUCACUGCAAGAGAAAACCAAGGGCAAAAUUAUUUGAUGAAUCGCAGCCAGGUAUAUGCAGAGAUCUGCAUCAGGAUGAAUCUUGCCAGCAAAACUCGAGUUUGCUACCCCUGAAGAAAGCAACCAAAGGAGUCAAGUUAUGGUUGAUACGAAAACAGUGUCAACCAGCACACUACCUCAUACUGCAGAAAAGGCUGUUGCCACUAGUCAUCCCAAACGAAAACAGUUGGUUGAAAAGUGCACAGGGAUUUGUAGUGAUAGCACUAAUGGCUCAAGUGGUAGUUCCUCCCUGCAGCUAUCGCGCACUUCAUCAGAAAGCAAUGGAGCAAGACUGAAGACAUCAAAAGAGGAACUAGAAAUAUCUAAAUUAGAGAACAAUAGUCGGUUUUUCUUAGGUUUGCCUGAAGACUGUUUCUAUAUUGUAAAUUUAUUAGUUGAAGAAGGUGGACUGGAUUACAUUGAUGUUUUGAUCACAAUGAAAAAAAUUAGGACAAAUGAUCAGUUUUCAAGAAUAGGAAUUGAUUUUGGUAAAAGCACAAGUGCCAUAUCUAAAUUUUUUGAUAGAACUGUUGUAGUAAUGGCUCCUUUAAUGACACAGUUGAUUGUUUGGCCUCCCAGUUGGAAAAUCAAAAAAUUAGUACCAAAUCAAUUUAAAGCCUAUUACAACAAUGUACAAUCAAUUAUUGAUUGCUUUGAAGUUGAAAUUGAAAAACCUUCAAAUGCACUGCAUCAGGCUAAAACAUGGAGUGAAUAUAAAAAGUGUAAUACUAUAAAGUAUCUUGUGAGUUGUACUCCUAAUGGGCUGAUAAACUUUAUUUCUAGUGGGUUUGGAGGACGUACAACUGAUGUACAAAUUGUUGAGAAAUCAGACCUCAUUAAUGUGAUUCCAGAAAACUGCAUAAUAAUGGCAGAUAGAGGUUUCAAACACAUAGAAACUAUACUGCAUAAAAAAAGCGCAUCAUUAUUAAGACCUCCAAGCAUUAGUGCGAAACAAAAACUCACCAAAGCAGAAGUUAAUAAAACUAAAAUAAUAGCUGCUUUGAGAGUCCAUAUUGAACGGCUCAUAAGGAGACUCCCUGAAUUUGCUAUGUUAAAACCACAUGCCUGUAUACGGUCCAGAAUAGUCCACCUCCUAGACCAUGUGGUGAUCAUUGUGUGUGGUUUAGUAAAUUUACAAGAACGGCUCAUCAAGAAAUAAGUAUUAUUGCCAUGCAAGUCUUGUUUUUUCUAUAUUUUAAUAGUACAUAACUGCAAGUGCAAGAUUGUUUUGUGGUAUAUUAAUACUAACACAGUGAAUUUCUUAGCUACACAUUGUGCACAUACAUAAAGCUAAGUAUGAAUAAUUUUGUAAAACACCAAUUUUUCCUUUUGUAGGUUAAAAUACUUGUAUAGGACUUAUUUGAGGCUGUUCUUUACAUAAUAUAAUUUUUUGGAGUAUCUAUAAUUUUUUAUUCUCCUUUACGACACAUUAUCAUUUAGAAACCUCAAAAUAAAUAAAUUACUCGAAUUUACCAACGCUCUAUGACAUAAAAAUAACUAAUUAUUUAGUAAAGUGUAUACUUUGUGUAUUAAAUUUUUGAAAAGCUUAUUAGAUCAACA